AUGCAAACGAUUGGGCGUCGCGUGCCGGAAGGGGCGCCGCCGUCUGAUGUGGGAAACAGCGGAAAUGACCUCGGCACCUCACUGACUGCCACAGCCGCGAAUGCGCAACAGAAACUUGCGCAAGAGCUGCAGGAGAUCCGCGAGCGACGGAACUGGCUCAUCCACCUACUUUACAUUCGACAGGAAUACAGCAAUUGCCUUCACGUGAUCGAGUCUCAACUCCGCGAGACGGGGGGCACAUGUGAGUACGCCCUGUACGUGAAGGGGCUACUAAAACGGCUGGAGGGCUCUCUCUCUGAGUCGUUGGAGUUGCUGCAGACCGCAGUGAUCAUCAGUCCAGAGAACGCGGCUACUCGCACACAGCUCGGGCGUGCCCUGCAUCUCCUUGGUCGCCAUGAGGAGGCCAUUCAAACAUUCGAGCAGGCGGCAAGCAUUCGCGUCAUCAAGGGCCUCGGCGAGGACUGGGAGAUCGCGUACUACAUCGGUCUUUGCCACCUGCACCGACGGCAGUACCGUCACGCAAUGAACGCCUUCCUGCAGUCCAUCACAAUUCAGCGCCACGACUGCGCUUACUUGCAGCUGGGGAAAGCGGCACUGCUGGCGCAAGACUACGCGAUGGCGCUGCAGGUGUACGAGGAUGCUGUGACGCUGUCGCCAACGAAUCCCGACCUGCUUGCGAUGCUCGGUCACCUCUACCUCCAACAAGGAAACACCGGUGCUGCCUUUGACUACCUGGGCCGCUGUCUCACCAUCAACCCCACCCACAUGGAUGCCCUUGUCGCCGCCUCAAGCAUUAUCCAAGACAACGGCGACUAUGACGUGGCGCUGACCAAGUACAGAAUCGUGGUGGCGCAACAGCCAGACGCGUCGCAGGUGUGGAACAACAUUGGCGCAUGUUUUAUCGGCAAGAAGAUGACGUACGCUGCCGUUGCAUGUCUGCGCAAAUCCGUCUUUCUCUGGCCGUUCGAUUGGUUAAGCCACUACAACCUUGGCAUCGCCUUUCUGAUGAUUGGCCGCUGUUGCUCGGCGCUGCAGUGCCUGAAUGCAGCUGUGCACUUGCACCCCCACCACGCACCAACUUUCAUGCUGCUUGGUAUCUGUCUGGGUGAAAUGAAGGACCUGCCGAACGCGUGUCGCGCCUACGAACACGCCCUCGCGAUGCAGGACGACUUCCUCGUGUAUCUGAACUACGCGGUGACUCUGUACAAGGGCCGCGCCGUGCGAGAAGCGCAUGCGAAGCUCCGCGUCUUCCGCAGUGUAUGGGACCAGCUUACCCCCGAGCAGCGUCGCGAGCAGUCCUCGCUUAUUCCUGGAGUCCUCCGACAGCUGGAGGACGUGCUGGAGCCGCCCCCGUCACCGCCGGGGUCUACCUCCGCCAGUGUCCUGGAGGAAAGCGCUACGGCUCCUCUCGCCACGGCACUGAAUUCCGGAAUCGCAGCUGCGGAAGCAGAAGGCAUGGAGACGGAAGAUGUGUCAUGA
Leishmania braziliensis MHOM/BR/75/M2904 is the source of this 1479-nucleotide messenger RNA. Its product is annotated as putative Bardet-Biedl syndrome 4 protein homolog (BBS4-like protein 4). The transcript has a single exon. Gene Ontology annotation, molecular function: protein binding. The record is from RefSeq and is a predicted model, not a curated record. Gene Ontology annotation, cellular component: ciliary basal body. NCBI's taxonomy places the organism in Eukaryota, Euglenozoa, Kinetoplastea, Trypanosomatida, Trypanosomatidae. Gene Ontology annotation, biological process: protein localization to cilium; cilium assembly. Bases 1 to 1479 code for a protein of 492 amino acids.